UGCUCAAACCCCAAAUCCCAUUUUCACUUUCUCUCUUUUUUCUCUUUCACACUGAACAACACUUCACUGUGAGAAAUGGCUGUGAAUUGGUUCCUCUGCAUUGCCACUCUUCUCUGUUUUCUGACAGCCGUCAACGCAAAAAUCGCCGGCGUUUACACCGGUGGCCCCUGGACAAGUGCCCACGCCACCUUCUAUGGAGGCUCUGAUGCUUCUGGAACCAUGGGUGGGGCUUGUGGUUAUGGGAAUCUGUAUAGCCAAGGGUACGGAGUAAACAACGCGGCAUUGAGUACGGCACUUUUCAACAAUGGGCUGAGCUGCGGCGCUUGCUUUGAGAUAAAGUGUACUGAUCCCACUAAGGACUAUUGCAACCCUGGAAACCCUUCCAUCUUGGUAACAGCAACAAAUUUCUGCCCACCAAACUUCGCCUUGCCUAACGAUAAUGGAGGUUGGUGCAACCCACCUCGCCCACAUUUCGACCUUGCCAUGCCCAUGUUCCUUAAAAUUGCUGUGUAUCGUGCUGGCAUUGUUUCUGUCAACUACCGAAGGGUUCCAUGUAGGAAGGCAGGAGGAAUCAGAUUCACAAUCAACGGUUUCCAAUACUUUAACUUGGUGUUAGUGACGAACGUUGCAGGUGCAGGGGAUAUUCAGAAUGUUUAUGUUAAAGGCACAAACACGCCAUGGAUUUCCAUGACUCGCAAUUGGGGUCAAAAUUGGCAAACAAAUGCAAAACUAGUGGGACAGGCCCUUUCUUUUAGAGUUACUGGCAGUGAUCGACGUAGCUCCGCUUCCUACAACAUUGCACCAGCUAACUGGCAAUUUGGCCAGACUUUCCAGGGCAAGAAUUUCCGGGUUUAAUUUUGACCCAAAAAAAGAAAAAAUCACACCAUUUCCCGCCUUCAAUUGUUCUCUUUUUUAUCUGGGAAAAAUUUGAAGUAUCGCGGGGAUUAGUUUCUUUUUCUUUUUUAUUACUAUCAUCUUUCUGGGGAAUGGGUUUCUUACUCUUUUCUUCUUCUUUUUUUUUUUUAAAAAAAAAUUAUCUACUUUUGCUUCUUCCUUUUUUUUUUUACCUUAUGUGAUGCAAGUUGGGUGUUGUUAAAGUUAAAAGUGAAAAGUUAUAGAGGCUGAAGUGGCUACAAAAGGACCAAAUUUAGGGGGGGAAAUUGUAGCCCGCAGCUUUACUUGCAUAUUGUUAUUAUGGUGAUAUAAUGGCAAAUUACUGCCUAAGUUUAUGAAUAUAUAUUUA
Molecule: messenger RNA, 1243 nt
Organism: Solanum dulcamara
Lineage: Eukaryota; Viridiplantae; Streptophyta; Magnoliopsida; Solanales; Solanaceae
Product: expansin-A3-like
Exons: 3
Coding region: 76-855 (259 amino acids)
Biological process (GO): plant-type cell wall organization
Cellular component (GO): extracellular region
Source: RefSeq, a predicted model, not a curated record